This is a messenger RNA of Darwinula stevensoni, 2820 nucleotides long. The record is from the annotation of a GenBank genome assembly. NCBI's taxonomy places the organism in Eukaryota, Metazoa, Arthropoda, Ostracoda, Podocopida, Darwinulidae.
AUGGCAGUUGAAAAUGAAGUAUCGUGCGAAGAAGAUGAGGAAGAUAUGGACGACCUCUCUGGAAGGCAGAAGAUGAGAGGUCAAAGGGGCAGCAAGAAAACAGCAGAUAAUGACGGAGAUCAAUGGAAAUGUAAUACGGAAAAAGUUGACGAUGGCAGCAGUGAUGUCAAAAGAGAGGAUGAAGUGUGUAUGUCACUGGCGCCGCACGUGUACAAGGAGCAGCUCUCACUGGUUGAGGUGAAUCGAAAGAUUCUGGAAAAUAUCUUAGCGAGCUAUGAGAGCCAGGAGACCGCUGUUUCAUUAAAUGCAUCAAAUGAUUCAAGCACUAAUUCUGAAGAAAGUGAUCAAAAUGAACGAAAGAUGCGAAAGAAGAAAAAGAAUGAUGAGAAAACCGGAAUUAAAAGAGAAAUGGAAGUAGGAAUCGAAGAAGAGUCCUUCGAAAAGGAUAAUGACGAUUGGGAGGAGGUGAAGGACAUGGUCCAGAAGAAAUUAAAACCUAAGAAAGAGAAAUCAGCUGCCAUAAAGGAAGCUUUAAAAUUGCUGCAGACGAAGUUCAGUGACACGGACACGAGCGAGGAAGAGGAGAAAUGCCGGAAAUUAGAGAAAACCCGAGAGGAGGAAAGGCAGGAUCAGGAUGGUGACAUCCUUAGUCGUGGAAAGAAAAGGCAGCACCAGAUCCAGGACUUGGGUGGUUCAGAUUUCGAGAAUGAUGAGGCAUAUAAACUAAAAGCAAAAAGGAAGAAGGAAGAUGAAUGUCAUCACUCCAACGACUACUUUGCCACCCCCUCUCAAAUGGCAGAUUCUGACGAAGAGGACGACAAUGUGGAAGUCACAUCCUGUCAGAACAAUGACUCCCAGAAAAAGAGACAUAGAAGAAAUAUUUCCAAGAUCCUCGAGGAAUCCCAUUUAAAGACGUUCACACAGGAAGCGAUCUUGGAGGAAAGGCACCAUCGUACGAGAAUCUCAGAAAAGUGGAAACACUUCGAUGAGAUGAUGCCGAAGGAGCAGAAGGAAGCCAUGAACCUAUCACUAGCGAACGACGAUCUGAUCCUUGACUUCGACCAGGAGACGAAGGAGCGAGUGCAGGAGACGAAGGAGCGAGUGCAGGUGCAUCCGAUGCUUGCACAGAAGAUGAAGCCACACCAGCGUGAAGGGAUUCGAUUCAUGUUUGAUGCCUGCAUUGAGUCGGUGAGGCGAAAGAACCAGGAGGGUGUUCUUGGCAGUGGUUGUAUCCUGGGUCAUUCCAUGGGUCUCGGUAAGACUCUUCAGGUUGUGGCUUUCCUCCAUACCAUUCUCACAAGCAAGGCACUUGGAUUUAAGACUGCUCUUGUGCUCUGCCCGUAUAACACAGUCCUCAACUGGGACCAGGAAUUCAAAAUCUGGCUGGAGGGAGAAGAACUAAAAAAAAUUGACAUCUUCAAUAUGGCCAACGAGAAAAAUGUCAAGUUGCGCAAGUAUCGUGCAAAACGAUGGCAUCGAGGCGGCGGAGUCAUGAUCAUUGGGUACAACAGCUUUCGAAUACUUGCUAACCCCAGCAACGAGAAAUUGAAAAAAAGGCAUCGAAAGCGGUUCAAGGAAGCUUUCAUAAACCCCGGUCCGGACCUGGUGGUUUGCGACGAGGGGCAUAUCCUCAAGAACGAGAAGAGCCUCAGUUGUCGAAUCCUGAAUCAGAUUCGGACCCGUCGGCGCAUCGUUCUCACUGGAACACCGCUGCAGAACAACCUGAAGGAGUAUUAUUGCAUGAUCCAAUUCGUAAAGCCCAAUCUCCUGGGAACCAUGAAGGAAUUCACCAACCGCUUCGUGAACCCGAUCGAGAACGGACAGCACAGCGAUUCCACAGUGAAAGACGUGAAAGUGAUGAAGCGUCGGUCCCAUGUUCUUCAUGGUUUCCUGAAGGACUGCGUCCAAAGGAAAGGUGAUGGGGCGCUUACGCCGUUCCUGCCUCCUAAGCUGGAAUACGUUGUUAGCGUGCGGCUGAGUCCCAUUCAGAUUGACCUCUACCAACAUUACUUGGAGAAUUACUGUCGGAUCCGGAAAGGGCUGAGAGGUGGCGGGGCAUCCCUCUUCUCCGACUUCCAAGCCCUCUCACGCAUUUGGACCCACCCAAAAACCCUCAUCAUGCAUGAGAAGAUGAUGGAAGUGAAGGCAACUGAGGAGAAAACUCAAUCGUUGUGGUGGAAGAAGAUUAUUGAAGAGUCGGGCGUGGAUGUGGAAGAUUAUGAACUGAGUGGGAAGAUGGUGCUCCUCGCAAACAUCCUUCAUUACUGUGAGAUUUUCAAGGACAAAGUCUUGGUGUUUACGCAGAGCCGCCUUUGCCUUGACUUAGUGGAGCAGUUCCUUAAGUUUCUUGCCUCAAACCGGAACAAAAUCUUUAUGACGCUGGAUCGCGAGACAGUCCUCGAAGAAACUGCCGAAACCCCUGGUGCCAAUGACGUUGGUUCAAAACGAGGAGAGCAAAGCCAGGAGUACGAUCCGCGCAAGUGGUCCUGGGUACAAGGUAGGGACUACUUUCGCAUCGACGGCAGUACAGACGCAUGUACCCGGAGGGACAUCACCACUCUCAUCAACGACCCGGAGAACCAUCGGGCGCGAUUAUUGCUGAUAUCGACAAAGGCUGGUGGAAUGGGUAUCAACUUGGUGGGUGCGAAUCGGGUGGUUAUCCUGGAUACCUCGUGGAAUCCUUCCGACGAUGUCCAGGCACUCUCUCGCGUCUAUCGAAUGGGGCAGCUAAAACAAGUCUACAUAUACCGCUUCUUUGCCAAGGUUAUAUUUUCCCUUACAUGUUCUUUUGGGAAAGGAGUGCUAAGUGUAGAAUUCUGA